CCGGAUUAGGUUUGGCUUAUCUCAACUCUCAACUCUCAAUGCAAACUGAAGUAGUUCAGGACCAGCAAUCUUAUUUCUUGGGCUAGCUAGGAUUGACUCGUCCCUACUGGCUUUGAGUUAACCCGAUCCGACCCGACCAAACCCAUUUGCUAUUCCUGGAUUCGCAAUAUAAGAUAUGUGGGCAUAUAUGGUGAGGAGAAGGUGGUACCAUAGAGUGAUAGAGAGACAGAGAACAAAUGGCUGCUAUCAUUUCUUUCCUCAUACCUUUGUAGAAAACCUUGGGAUCGAAGGCAGGUAUUUUAAUAAUGGCGUCAAGAGAGUAUAAUCAUCUCCCUGUAAUUGCAGAGUGUGCAAAAAGCCUCGUUUGAGGAAAAAAAAACAAGAACAAGAAAAAAAAUCAGUGAGAGAGAGAGGUGAUUUUCUGUGUUUCAUUGCAGCGUUGCAGUAAGUUUGGCCGAAAGGAAAAAGAAGGAAAGCAGGAGGGAGCUAGGGGAGGAUGGGAGGAAGGUUUGCUGAAAUGGUUGAUUCACUUUUGUUGUUUUCCUUUCUUUUUAUGACUACUUUAAACUGAGACAUGAAAGAGUAAAGAGGAAACGGCGUAAAAAAAAAGUAGCUAAAAGAAAGGUUUGUGGGUGUCAACUGAACUGUUUUCAGAAGAUAAAGAGAUUCCUGGAGCUAGUUAAAUUUUAAUUACGCAUCUUGGGAUUUUCAAGCCCUUAAAAAAUUCAUCAUGGAAUCUGCAAAUCUCCAUCACCAACAUCAUCAGCUCCAAGAACAACUAGUUGCUGGUUCUCCUUCUUUAGCAACACCAUCUUUCUAUGGAGUUGGUAGCAACAGCCAUGCUUGGAACUCAAACCUUUUGAAUGACGGUAGCUUCAAUCAAAAUAUAGGUGGAGUUCUAGCAAACUCAAGGGAUCUAAGACAAAACAGUGACACACUAAUUUCUUCUUCUGUCAACAAUUCCAUGUUUCAAGACUUGGGUUUUCACUGGGACAGUAAUGCAUCAGGGAGCUUCACUAAUCACUCCUCCCAUCAACCACAUCUAGCAAAAAUAAAGGAGUUAUCAGAUUCGUUUCCAAAGUUAAGCCAAACUGUUUCAAAUGUAGAAGAGUUUCAUCUGCCUUCCACCAGCUACGUCAAAAAUGAGCAACAAAGUUGUCACAAUCCAACUGAUAAGAUGUUGCUCAAAACCUUGGCUUCAGGUUGUCAAAACAACACACUCCAGCAUUCUGCAGGAGAAUCGUACGCUGAUGCCCAAAGUUGUGCCAGCACCAGCAGCUUUGGAGGUUUGCCUCCUCCAUCUAGUGGCGGACGGAACUUCAGCCAGAUAUUUCCAAGUAUAAAUAUCUCCAACAUGUAUUCAUCUUCUUUGCCAUUUUCUAGCUCGUUGGGAGUGAACUUGCAAGCUUUGGAUUUUCUGAGCUCUACAAAAUUUGGUGGAAGUCUUACCCAGCAGCCUUCACCUAGUCAUCUCGGCAUGCUUAGAGAUAGUCUAUCUUUUGGUGUCGACCAGCUACAGCAAUCCAGUCUAAUUAGAUCAUUCAACAGUCCGAAUAAAGUAUCAUCCUUCACAAAUCGAGUUACAGAAACAAAGAAACCAAGCAAUUCUUCAGAGCCCAAAGUAUCUCAGGCAGCAACCAAGAAGCCUCGGUUUGAGUCGCGCUCAUCGUUCCCCCCCUUUAAGGUUAGAAAGGAGAAACUAGGAGACAGAAUUGCAGCUCUUCAGCAGUUGGUGUCACCUUUCGGCAAGACGGACACAGCGUCCGUACUAAUGGAGGCAAUUGGAUACAUUAAAUUUCUCCAAGACCAGGUUGAGACGCUAAGCGUGCCAUAUAUGAAGUCAUCCCGUAACAAGAUCUGUAGAACCAUGGAAGGGGGUUCAGGUGAUGGAGAUAGAAACGAUGAGCAGAAGCAAGAUCUCAGAAGCAGAGGGCUUUGCCUUGUUCCUCUUUCCUGCACUUCCUAUUUUACCAAUGACGCAGGAGGUGUUUGGCCGCCUCCUAACUUCGGUGGUGGCACUUGAAUGCGUUUUUGUUGUUUGGAGCUCACUCACUACUUACGAUCAUAUUAUUAGGGAAGAUAAAUCACUUUCAUUGUUAUAUGGUCUUAGGCGUAUCCAGUUAGGAACUUGAUCUCUCUCGCUCGUGAAGAAACAACGUACCAUGUUGUAAUGGAGCAAAUUUGGUCAUCUUGUAAGUUUCACAGGGUAGACCAAAUUUGAUCCAUUAAUAUGAUUUAUGUGUAAUUCAGAUUCAUUGGUGACCUUAUUAAUAGUCAUGUUCAUUUCAUUCGAGUUUAAAGAACUGAAUACAUUUUCUGGUGAGAGUUAUUAAUAUAAGUAAGAGUUGGAUCUUUAGAUCAGACUCUUUUUUGAAUAA
Molecule: messenger RNA, 2378 nt
Organism: Nelumbo nucifera (sacred lotus)
Lineage: Eukaryota; Viridiplantae; Streptophyta; Magnoliopsida; Proteales; Nelumbonaceae
Product: transcription factor bHLH110-like
Biological process (GO): regulation of transcription by RNA polymerase II
Cellular component (GO): nucleus
Molecular function (GO): RNA polymerase II cis-regulatory region sequence-specific DNA binding; protein dimerization activity; DNA-binding transcription factor activity, RNA polymerase II-specific
Source: RefSeq, a predicted model, not a curated record